UUUCUGCAAAAUAGUUUAUCAGUUCGAAGCAUACACGGGAAUUCCGGUUUGGGACUGUCCCCCUAAUUCCUGACUUCCACAGGAAGGCUAGCAUAAAUAGCAAUUCCAAAACGUGCAGAGGCAUUUCAUUUCUCUCCAGUCGCUAGACAAGGAGCGCCAAGAAACUAACCAUGGCUUAUAUCCUAAUGAAACAUUGGAAUGAAUUAAAAGAAAUUGAAAGUAUGGACGCCUCAGCUAAACGGCAUGACAAGUGGUUGGACUUGGUGUCUACGGUCACAGCUGUUCAAAUACUCAGAAAGCAUCGUACAGAACCGCAGACUCGGGGAAACACAGGAGGCGAUGGCGAGUGAAGGAAUCAGAGGCUCUCGGAAAUGAUGAGGCGAAUAAAAGGUAGCUGGAGCUCUUUGCCAGGCGUAUCAAACACCCUGAGAGAGGUCACCUCUUAGCUCCAUUGUGUCCGGUGCUACGCCAACGAGGGAUAUUGGGAAGACAAGACUGAAAGACAGGUUGCCAUGUAUCUGCCACUCCUCAUCCUGUCUUCCCUGCUCAUUCUCCAUGCAUUUGCCCUGCACCACCAAGGUCAACCAGGCCGGAGGGCUUGCGGCAGAGGCUCCCUGAACAAGGUCCCCGUGGUCCUUCACACAGAGUCUUUUGUACAGCCUGUCCACAAGCCUUACAUCACCCACUGCCAAGGACAUAGACUCUGCAGCACAUACAAGACGCUGUACAGAGUGGCCUAUCGGAGUGUCAGCAGACUGACAGCAGUGGCACAUUCCUACCCAGAAUGCUGUCCGGGUUGGCGUAGGUUUCACUCACACAACUGUAAUCAAGCGGUGUGUGCCGAGGCGUGUGCCAACGGCGGCACGUGCUUCAGGCCCAACCAGUGCGCCUGUGUGUCAGGCUGGAUGGGACGCAGCUGCCAAACAGACGUAGAUGAAUGCAGCAGCUCAAAGCUCUGUUCCCAGACGUGCCUGAACACCGCGGGCAGCUACCUCUGUGGAUGCAGGGUGGGCUACACACUGGCUGAGGAUGGACACUCCUGCCAGACGCUCCCAGCGUCCAGCCUCCCAGAUGACAGCAGCAACAACAGCACAGGCGCGUCCAACACUCCCAGAGGCCCUGAUGCUGACACUGUCAACAACAUGACUGAAGAGGUGCAGCUACUGAAGUACAAAGUACAGCUUCUGGAAGAGAAGCUGCACCAGGCUCUGGCUCCUUUCACCAGCCUUUUCCCACUGUCCCUGGAGCAAAGUGUAGCUGAGAGGACGAGUUUCCUGACACAGUCCUUUCAGCAGCUGGAACGCAUUGAUUCGCUCAGUGAGCAGAUCGGCUUUCUGGAGGAGCGCCUGGAGACCUGUUCCUGUCAAGACAACUAAAGGGGAGAUGAGAAGCACAGAGAUUUUCACCAGGGGGAGGUUCUACGUCACCUGUGAAGCUGGGCCACUUCACAGUGCAUCAUUCGAUGAGAACCACCCACUUCACAGUGCAUCAUUCGAUGAGAACCACCCACUUCUGAUCCACUGCGGAGGAAAAAUCACGGAGCUGUCUGACCAAUGGAACAAUCAGUCCAGUCUUUUUAGAGAAUUUGGAAUGGACAGUACUAGGAAGUGGAAAACAGAUAUGUAUUUCUAAAAUGUUAUGUCCUAAUGCAUUUUUAAGGGUUUUUUUAAACACCAAAACAUAUUGACACUGAAUUCAUCUCAUGAGCGGUCACUAAACCAUGCUUACAUUAAAAUCUGUAUUUUAAGGCA
Molecule: messenger RNA, 1751 nt
Organism: Paramormyrops kingsleyae
Lineage: Eukaryota; Metazoa; Chordata; Actinopteri; Osteoglossiformes; Mormyridae
Product: epidermal growth factor-like protein 7
Biological process (GO): anatomical structure development
Cellular component (GO): cell surface; extracellular region
Molecular function (GO): signaling receptor binding; calcium ion binding
Source: RefSeq, a predicted model, not a curated record